Messenger RNA from Dicentrarchus labrax (European seabass), 2403 nucleotides. RefSeq names its product cortexin-3. The record is from RefSeq and is a predicted model, not a curated record. Lineage: Eukaryota; Metazoa; Chordata; Actinopteri; Moronidae. The transcript has 2 exons. The coding region runs from base 425 to 676 and encodes 83 amino acids.
CUGGAGGAUUGCUAUGGCAACAGGUUGCCAGUAGCGACGGGGUACCACUACAUCUCUGCGUGUGUCUGCGGGGAUGAGCGGCGCGUCAGGACGAGGAGGAAGGAGAGAAAAAAUACGCACAACGGAGCAGCAGAGAGGGUGAGGUCUGCCCGGCUCAGUCAGCAAACAGAAAAAUAACCACUGCGAGCUUUUUCUGUCAUGAAGUGAGGAGCCCUGCGGUCCGCACCGACGCUCCUUGUUGCUGUUUCGGUUAAAAAAAAAAAAAAAAAAAGAGUGAAAACAGAAACGUCUGCCGGAAUGGAGAGCCACCGCUGACGGAGAUUCCCGAGCUCCUCUGAUAACAACAGGUCUUAUCCGCUGAGCCCAUCUUCCCCUCCAAAAUCUUUAAGCAACCGACAAAGAGCUGGAGCCGAGACGAUCAAGCAUGGAUGUGCCCAGGAUGGCUGAGGGCCUUUUCAGCAGCACGCUGUCCUCGUCGGGCGGCGGCCAUCACGUGCCUUCCUACCUGACGCUGGAGCAGAAGGCGGCCUUCGUCUUCGUGCUGCUGCUCUUCAUCUUCUUGGCCCUGCUCAUCGUGCGCUGUUUCCGCAUCCUGCUGGACCCCUACCGCAGCAUGCCCUCGUCCAACUGGACUGACCACACCGAGAAGGACACGUUCGAUUACCGCAUCGUCUGAGGGGCCCUGCGGGUGCACAAGUUAGAGCAGAAAGGAAUAAAAUAAAAGACUGAUUUGAUGCUAAAAAAGCACUUUGGCCCUACGAACAAAUGACUGCUGAUUCACCAGGAAAACAACAACUUUCGGAAGAUCUUCUGAAAGUUUGGACUGAAAAGAAUUUCCAUUGGCGGUUUGUCGUCAAAAUGAGACCUAACCAACAGCUUCUCCCUGCCAAAUCAGAAAAUUCUCAACUAUAACAAGACAACCAGAACUAUCUAUGCUAUGAAGAUUAUUGAUCAAACCGAAAACUAUCAUGACCCUCAGUCCAAGUGAUGCACCAGAGACACUUACUGUUACCCAUAAUUCCCUUUCCCUGCCAUCAGUUCUCUUGUGGACUACCUCGUUCCUCCUCCAUCUCAUGUGCGAAAGACUUAGUAUUUUCUCACAUCUCACACAGGGUCGAAUAUCUUUUGAGGUCCAAGCCAAUUGGAUAAUAACAGUGUUUACAUCUUAUCAUGUUUACGUCCUUAGAUUUUUAUUGAUAAUGUAGACAAUCAGUGUUUAAAACUGUUGGUGAAAAAAGAAUUUGCAGAGUAAAUAGUUGAGGUCUUGUUUUUAUUGUAUUUUUUUCUUAAUUUGUGGACAGACACGAGCGGUCCAAAAGAAUUUGUAUGACUGAUUCAGGCGAAGAGGAAUUUAAUGCCUUACUGUAUGUCUUUGUGAGAUAUUCUGUGGUGGUCAUUUCCUUCUUGACAGUUAAGUAAGGCUGGUUUCAAGGUUAUAAAGCAGGUUACAUAAACACAAAGCAAGAAACUGUAGUGGAAAAGUGUUCCCUUUAAUGUUAAGGUUUGGACAGAUAGAUGCCAGCAGUGAGUAACUGUAACUGUUCUGUGUGUGCCAUAAAAAAAUUGUCCUUUCAGACUUGGAAGGGAUCUGCGGUGUCCACGUCUUUAGAUGUCAACAACCAAAAGAGGUAUUGAAGAAAAAAAAGUUUACUGUGCUGUACCUUGUGCCUAAUUUGAAGUUUAGAUUGAUGUUUUAGGAAUAUGAAAGAAAAUGGGUUCAUAUUUUUGUCUUCAAAUGUAGGUUGUUGUUUUAUUUUUGUGUGGUGCCCAUUCAAAGAAACUUAAACAGCAUUUUACUGCCUGCAGUUGGUAUAUUGACAGUUGGUAUGCCAGAUCUGCAGAGUGUUGAUGAUGAAGAUGGCGAUGCAUUUUCACAUCAAACCCUUUACAAACCGAUGUUGUGGCUCUUUCGUUGGGCAAUUUUUCAACUGUGCGCCUUAUAGUGUAGAUUGUUUACAGUAUCGUAGGUAGCGGAGACACUGGAAAUCAGCCAGUCACUGAUGCGACUGUGUCUUUGCACUUCACGGAGAUGUCAUACAACCCCGCUAAAAAGAAGAAAAAAAACACCUUCCCUGCUCUUGUUUCUGCCGGGGCAGGAAGUGAACUCUGACCCUUUCGGCGACGUGUGUUGUUCUUGUGAUCUGCCGUGGCCUUUUCCUACCUAUCGCAGAUGUUGCGAUGUUGUGCUGAGGUGAUGUGGUUUUUUCCCCCCCCCUGCAUGUAUUUCUCGCAGAGUAUCCUCUCCGUGCAUGAUAAAUGGUGAAGUGCUUUAAUCCUGAUGUUGUAGCUGUGGGUCAGUUGCUCAAGCAGCUCUUUCCUGUCUGUACUGGAGCCUUUUGUUUCGAUCUGUUUCUCGCCCGGAGCCGCCGUUCGUUUUGUAAUAAAAAUGAUCAGAGUGCAAAA